This is a messenger RNA of Ostreobium quekettii, 615 nucleotides long. Lineage: Eukaryota; Viridiplantae; Chlorophyta; Ulvophyceae; Bryopsidales; Ostreobiaceae. The record is from the annotation of a GenBank genome assembly.
AUGGCUCCCACUCUGAAGCUUACGUACCACGACGCCAGAGGCCGGGCGGAGGCUACCCGUCUGGCGCUCUACAUCGGCGGCAUCGACUUUGAGGACGUUCGCGUCAAUGGCGAGCAGCUGGCGGAGAUCCAGCCCACCCUGCCCUUCGGACACGUGCCCGUGUUGGAGGUGGACGGCGAGGCCAUAGCCCAGGGCAUCGCCCACCAAAUUUACGCCGGCAAGCUGGCCGGCCUCUACCCGCAGGACAACCUCGCCGCGCUGCGCGUCGACGAGUGCCUGCAGCUUGUGCAAGACCUCACGGACCUCAUCGUGCCUAGCCUGUUCGAGAAGGACGCCGACAAGAAGGCGGCGAUGCGAAAGGCGCUUGCUGAAGAGACCCUACCCAAAUGGUUUGGGAUGAUCGAGGCGAGGCUGCAGAGCCGGGGGUGGUCACACGCGGCCGGGAACGAGCUCACCGUGGCGGACCUUGCUUUUUAUAACUUCGUAAUGUGGAUAAGGAGGGGCGUGCUGGAUGGAAUACCCCGCACCACGGUGGAUCCAUACCCCAAGAUGAUCAGCGUCGCGGAGACGGUGGACGGCCACCCCAAGGUCAAGGAAUGGAAUGAGAAGCACUGA